AUGGCCGGCUCCCAGUUGGCCUUGGAGCCGCCCACCAGCAGCUUCAGCCUGCGGAAGAACCCGCGCUUGAGCGUCCGGUCUGCUAGUGGCCAACUCUUGGACGUGAGGAGCCAAACACUGAGCUACAGCUUCUCAGUGUCCAAGUCACAGUCCAACAAUUCGAAGGUCCCAAAAGUGGACGGCGUCGUCCAGACGGAUCUGCAGUGGCGAGACGGCUGGCACUGCUGCGCAUGCGCCCGGCCACCCAAGAUGGAGCUGCCGGUGCCCUUGAAAACCUCCAAAAGGCGGACAUACCCGGCCUUCAGCACCGUGGCGCCUCUGCAGGGCGGAUGGCACUUGGUGGACGGCCCCGCUGGGGUGGCCGAGUGGCUUCAGGAGUUCCUGAUCGUUGGCACCAUGGUGCAUAGCCGAUCCCACCAUUUUCCACUUCUUCAAGGUCAAAACGGGAAGGUGGAGAUGGCCGGAGGAGUGCUGGAGCUGGACGCGGAGGGCCGGCUGAACCGCCUGGGCAAGUCCGGCCACGCCUUCAGCUUCCGCCGGGGUGACGUGAGCAUCAAGGCCCCGGAGGCCUUGGACGAGAGCGACCUGGACACCUCCGAGGCCGGGUUGGACCGCGCCAUGUCCUUCACCUCCAGCCCCCGGCGUGGCUAAUUUAAUCCCGCGCGGGGCGGAGAAAGACUUGAGCUGGCGGGUCUUCGAUCCCAAAU
This is a messenger RNA of Effrenium voratum, 707 nucleotides long. NCBI's taxonomy places the organism in Eukaryota, Dinophyceae, Suessiales, Symbiodiniaceae. The record is from the annotation of a GenBank genome assembly.